Candidozyma duobushaemuli is the source of this 1947-nucleotide messenger RNA. Its product is annotated as protein-lysine N-methyltransferase. Gene Ontology annotation, biological process: peptidyl-lysine monomethylation. The record is from RefSeq and is a predicted model, not a curated record. The transcript is spliced from 2 exons. Gene Ontology annotation, molecular function: protein-lysine N-methyltransferase activity. Gene Ontology annotation, cellular component: nucleus. NCBI's taxonomy places the organism in Eukaryota, Fungi, Ascomycota, Pichiomycetes, Serinales, Metschnikowiaceae. The coding region runs from base 1 to 1947 and encodes 648 amino acids.
AUGUCCUCAACCAGUAUCACCAAGCUUGACGGACUAUUAGCAUGGCUCGAGGACAACGCGUUCUGGAACUCCGACUUGGUUGAAGUGGGAAAGUCUCUGAUAGGAGGGACAGGAGUGUUCUGGAAGUUGAAGGAUCAGCCUGAUCCAAUCGUCCAUAUUAUCCCCAAGAACUCAUUUCUUUGCAAUCUUCUCACGGACUAUGAACCCGCAGAUGCAACUAUAGAUUUGACUCUGGGUAUGCAUGCCAUAGUGUUGACCUUUUUGUAUGAACAUGCAUUGGGUGAGAGGUCGCCAUGGUUCCACUACCUUGAUACAUUUGAAAUGGACGAGGGAGACGAUUAUCUCCCAUUGUGCUUAUGGGAUAAAGAGAGCAAAGAGGCCUUGUUCAAUUCAGAAUGUGAUAUGUUGAACAUGCUCGAUUCCUCAGAGCUCAUUCUGUUUUACCUAGAGUGUGUCAACUUUGCAAAGACCAACAGCUCUGUUGUGGCGAUCCCAUCCACCUUACAGAUUGAAGGCCAAGAAGUGAAUGAGAAUACUGCUGAACUUCGCUACUUUGCUAAAUGCGUCCAAGCUGUUAUUUCCAGAGCUUUCACCGUGGAUAAGUUCCAUGGACUUUCGCUAGUUCCCGGCGCAGACCUUUUCAACCACAUGCUGCCCGUAAAAGAAGAAGAUUCGGUUGUUCCUAGAGAAAAUGUGCAUUUUCUUUGCGAUGAUGACGAGGACUUGUGUGAUCGCUGUGGAGAAGUUGGCUGUGGCCACGAGGAGAGUGAUGACGAGGAUAUUAAUGAGCUCGAGGAGGAGGAUGCAGAGUUUGACAGCGAUGGUAACAUUGUUAAAGACGACAACGACGCUGACAUGCAUCCUAAUGACGUUUCUGACUUGAUGGAGGAUAUACCACUCUCAUCGGACUCCGAGUCAGAGGAGGAGUCUAUGAGUGAAACUGAGAGCAUCGAGGAGGAAGAAGAGGAGAAGGAACCUGAGGAGAUCCAGACCCUUCUGAUGGAAGAUAUAGACAGACUAGAAAACUCCGACGCAGACACAGAUCAAGAGGAGGAGGAGGUAUCAACACUUUCACUCAGUGAAGACGAAGAUGAGGACAACGCAAAUACAGCAAAAACGCUGCCAGGAAUUGAAAAUAACGAUUCCAAGGUGGAAUUGGCGAAAGAGCUUUCCGAAAGCUCAAAGUGCUGCGAUAUUGUCCUUACUGCACUUCCAUCUGAAGAACACAAUUUUGAGCUUUUCAACACCUAUGGCAACGAGCUAAGCAAUCCUUUCCUUCUUCAGCGCUACGGCUUCAUCAGCAAGGGAAACCCAAAUACAAGCUGCCUUUUGUCGGUGCAAAUGUUUGCCUACUUGAAAAAGCUGAAGGCCAACAAGCGGAUCAAGGCGCAGAUGGACAUGAAGCUUGACUGGUAUGAAAAUGGUGGAUUUGAUAUGGUGAAUGAUCUCUGUGGAGACUGCCAAAAUGAUGACUGUAAUGACUGCAACGAACAGGGUAAGUGUAACGACGAGCACUGCGAGGAUUCAGCCUGCAAAGAAAGUGGAGGUGACUGUGAAGACAGCUGCUGUGGAGAUAAUAACGGAAAGAAAAGCUGUGAAUUACAGGAACCUCCAGAAUCAUGGCAACUUCUGCCCAAGAUCGACCGCUCAGGAUGCCCUACCAAGCAAACCACGGCACUUUUGCAUCUUUUCACCAUGCCUUUCAAAAUAUUCUACCACAAGCUUGGCCAGGCUCCAAGUGAGCGAAGCAUGGCUAGACGAAUCACAAAAUAUUUGUUGGAACCCGAACUCUCUAAGACAGAAAAGACCAUACUCAAAGGAUGGGUGGAGGGUCGGUUGCAACGGUACCGGGCAACCGAGGCAUCGGGACCCCGUGCCGAGACCAUCGCAUACAUGGUGAGCGAAGAGAAAACACUCUUGAACAAAGCUCUCCAAUCAUUAGAUUAA